This is a messenger RNA of Hymenoscyphus albidus, 3306 nucleotides long. NCBI's taxonomy places the organism in Eukaryota, Fungi, Ascomycota, Leotiomycetes, Helotiales, Helotiaceae. The record is from the annotation of a GenBank genome assembly.
UGGGAGUGGAAGAAUCGAAAAGGUGAUAAGGACAAGCGGGAGUCUCGGUUGUGCAAUAUUGUGCCUCGCCCUCGCCCUCCUCCAUAGCAGAUCUUGCUCCUCUGGAUUUUCUUCUUUGAUAUUGCCGUCUACCCUCUCUCAAAAUGGCGAGCGCGCAAUUAAGCACAUCAGAGGAAUCCCCCACAAUGGAAGACUUCACACCCACAUUUUAUAUUGGCCAUCAUGAGUCGAAACGGCCUGUGCCUGUCACAGACAUGGUUCUGCGACAGGCCCAGGAUGUCGGGGUAUGCUCUCUGUUUCGUCACUUGAUUGAAGAAGAAGAAAUGCUAAUGGUAUGUUCGCAGUAUGAUAUGCUCACCAGUCCCAUUACCAGCCCACACUUCCAUUCCCGAGUGUUGACUUUGAUUUCCGCCUACCUCUCCGAGCUGUCCCUCGCAGAACCCACCAGUGCUGCUCCUCCCGCGCCGAUAAUUCCUCCUCUUGACCCCGUCGAUACCCCUUUGACGCCGAGCGAUUCGCUCUCGCAGAUUAUCGCGUAUUCCAGUCCGUGGAUCGAUUUGUGCUCCCCCGAUCCGCUGAUCUCGAAUAUUUCUCGCCAGGUCCUGAAUAUUGAGAUUGCGUAUGCGUCGUUUUGUGGUGUGGGACAUAUUAUCAUUCCCGGACCAAGGAAGUACAGUAGUGCGAUUGAGGAUAACAAUGGCUUGAUUCAGUAUGCCCGUGCCAUUCAGGAGGCGCUUAAUAUCGGCAGCUAUAUCCAGAUUGCAAUUCAGAUUCCCAUGUACGGCAAUGUGGAGGUUAAGGAUAUGACGGGCGAUUUACAACCUUUUGCCAGGGAGGAAGCAGCGUUGUUCAAAUCCCAGGCGAAGAAGGAGGUGGAGUUGUUUGAGACUUGGGAUGCGUGGAAUGUUAUCCGUGGUGUGUGUAAAUACAGUUCCGGACUUUCAGUAGGUAAGAAAAAUCAAUACAAUUCAUUCGUUCUCCCCUUUGAACUUUGGCAAGACUAUGAGAACUGUGCUUGGAACUGAUUACUAGCGGAACCCCUUCGGAGUAUUUCCGCCACUCUGAAGGUAAUACUAUCAUAUUUUAUAAGGUCUUCUAGAUUCGCUUGAAUCAAAGCUGAUAUGUCUUCAUAGCUCUUGGAAUCCCUCGCCAGUUACCACUGGAACCUUUGCAAUCCCGUUGGUUUGCCGAACCUCUGAGAAUACUUACCUUCACCCCCACAAGUUUUCUCAAAAACAAAGGCGGUCAUCCCGUUCUUUCUAAAGGUCAUCAGGCGCUUCUCUCAAGAUACAUGCGCUUGAAGCAACCUCCGUGGCUCCUACUAUCAGACGUCGGACCAAUUCCUGGCCUGGAUGAUCCAACAUCACUCACCGUCACUGCUGACGGAUUCCCAUCUCCAAGUGCAGUUGCGGAUGCCACCCGAGAUCUCUCCAUGUCUCCCACUCCAGCAGAAACUGCAGAGUUGGCAGCCAAGGAAAAAAGCAAGCCCAAGUUGAAAGACCCGGCUGCCCAUCUCAUCUACAUGAGAUAUUUGCAAAGAAACCAACCUCCCAGAUCCACUAUUGAAAGGUUUGGGUCUGGGUAUCAGGAUUACCUCCAAGCACCCCUUCAACCACUUACCGAUAACCUCGAGUCAGUGACUUAUGAGGUUUUUGAGAAGGAUCCUGUCAAGUAUGAUUGGUACGAGCGUGCCAUUGCACAAGCACUCACCGACUGGGUCAAGGAAAGCAAACCCACCUCUAGCUCAACCGGUGCUGUGGUGAUAGCAGUUGCUGGAUCAGGUCGUGGGCCACUAGUCACUCGUGCUUUACGAGCAAGUCAAAGCACAGGCGUAGCCGUUGAAGUCUGGGCCGUGGAAAAGAACCCCAAUGCCUACGUCCUACUCCAACGUCACAACGAAGAAGAUUGGGGUCGGGUAGUAAACGUGGCGAAAAGCGACAUGCGAGCCUGGAAAGGACCACUCAUCUCCUCCACAGUUCCCACCCCAACAUAUGGCAAAGUCGACAUCAUCGUCUCCGAACUCCUCGGUUCCUUUGCGGACAAUGAGCUCUCGCCUGAAUGUCUGGAUGGUGUUCAACACGUUCUUGCCCCUGGAGUUGGCAUUUCCAUCCCCUCUUCUUAUACUGCACAUCUUACACCUAUCCUUGCACCCCGUCUCCACGCUGACAUCUCCCAUCGUGCAACCACCGAUCCCACGGCGACGGAAACCCCUUACGUUGUGAUGCUGCAUGCAAUUGACUACCUCGCCACCUCCGUUCCUGACCAUCGUCGUUUUCAACAAGCGUGGGAGUUCGUCCAUCCUCUUCCCGCCAGUACCCUCGCUAUCGCUGAGGCGCGCCGGGGAGGCGGUGUCAGUGGUGGGGGUGGGGGUGGUAUGAGUGGUGGUGACGGUGCUAAUGAACAUAACUCGAGAUACUCGAGGUUGACCUUCGUCUGUCGUGAUCGCGGGAUUGUGAAUGGGAUUGCGGGAUAUUUUGAGGCGGUGCUUUAUGAUGGCGCGGCGGGGAAGACGGAGCUGAGUACGGUGCCUGGGUUGGAGGGGAUUGAUGGGAAGAGUAAGGAUAUGAUAUCUUGGUUUCCCAUCUUCUUCCCGUUAAAGGUAUUUCUCCUCCGCCUUUUCCCUUUCUUUAUUUUGCACUUCUCGCUUACGCUUACCACCCCUUCGUCCCCCUUUCACAUCCAUUACACCUGCGCUCGCUAGCUCAAUCGAUACUAAUGAUCUACCCAGACACCACUCUACUUCCCCGACGACUCCGAGCUUGAGAUCACCAUGUGGCGGCAGACGGACGAUCGUAAGGUGUGGUAUGAGUGGCUCGUCGAGGCUUUUGUUAAUGUUGGUCCCGGAAAGAGGUUGAGACUAGGUGCUGGGGAGGUGGGGAGUAGUAGGAAGGUUGGGUGUCUGAUGUAGAUGGAUUGUCGUACCCUCUCAUCGGAUAGGACGGGAAGGGGAAGGGGAAUGGGAAUGGGAAUGGGUGGAGAGGCCGAAAAAAAAUAAAGGUGAAAAGUUGAAGGUGAAAAUUGUAGGGGAUGGAUGGGAAUGGGGGCGAAGGUGAUGGAAAAGUGAAAAAAGGUGAAAAUUAUAGGGGAUGGAUGGGUGAGGGGAGUAAAUAUGGGGAGGACAGUUUUUGGGUUCGUUGAUGGCUAUGAAUGGUGCGAUGGGAAUGGGUGGCAUGGAAUGUGUACAGUACAGAAACCUAUUUCUUGACGGAGAGGAGAUGAAAUCCACACCUAGGCUACCUCCCUCAGAGGCAGCCAAAAAAGGUUGAAGUUUUCAAAACACGGUGUUCUUAUUUAUUCACAUCCUCG